Molecule: messenger RNA, 1592 nt
Organism: Vespa mandarinia (Asian giant hornet)
Lineage: Eukaryota; Metazoa; Arthropoda; Insecta; Hymenoptera; Vespidae
Molecular function (GO): N-acetyltransferase activity
Source: RefSeq, a predicted model, not a curated record
GUGUAUAUAUAUAUGUGACAAUAAUUAGAAUUUUAACAGUUUCUAAGAAUUUUAAACACUCCAUACGUAGAAUCUAAGUUUUUAAAAAAUCAACAAAUUUUAUUGUGUCCCUUUGGUUGAUUGAAUAUAUUUUAUAUACUUUCUCAAUAUGCGGAAAUUUAUUCUUAUUCGAACUUAUAGAGAAGAAGAUAAACCGGUUUGCAAAGAAUUACUUAAAUCUAGUGUGAUGUAUCCGCUAAAUCAUACAUUUAUUGGAUUUUUAUUAGGAACAAAUGUGAUGCGUAUAAUAAAUGUAUUAUCUAUAGUGUUAAUGGUAGUACUCCUUCAGACAGGAUUCUAUGUGGUUUAUUGUAUUAUGGUUAUAUUUAUACCAGGAAUUAUAUUAUAUAUUUCAUUAUUAUCAAAGUUUUUGUAUGAAGCUAGAAUUGUUGGAAAUGAAGUAUCUGAGAUUUCACGGAUUUACACAUCAGAUAAUUCUUCAUGUUUUUGGAUAGCGGAAGCAUAUGAUGAUUACUCAUUAAAUGAUCAGGAUAAAAAUCAACCAUAUAUAUUCAUGACAGAGGAAGAAUUGAUUCAAUGUAAUAUUGAUGUAUCAGAAUAUUAUAUAGAAAUUGUAGGUAUUAUGUCAUUCUGUAGAAAUAACCUGGAUACAACACUUGGUUGUAUUAAAAAUUUCUAUGUAAAGAAAUACUAUAGAAAGAAUGGUAUAGGAAGUCAACUUAUGAAUCAAACUCUGCGUUUCGCACAUGAACACGGAAUUGGAUGUGUUAAAGCGACUGUUUCUCAAUUUCAAAAACAUGUUAUGAAUUUUUUUAAUACGAGAAAUUUCAGUAUCUAUUCAAGAACGACCUCUGAGGAAACAAUAUUGAAUAUUUCUGAUUCACUACCGUAGUGGAAGAUGAAAAUUUUGAAAAAUUUUGUGUUACUUUCUUAUAACGUAUUUACAUGUCUUGAACUGUACUUAAUCAUAAUAUUGAUAUAAAUAUAAAACAACGUUAUUAAAUCAUUUUUUCAUAAGAAAACUUAUUGAAAACAUAUAGAAACGUUAUAAACAUAUAAACAAUACGCUAUUAUGUGUAGUGCGAUGCAUGACCUCAGUGUAUAUAUAUAUAUAUAUAUAUACUGUGACAAUAAUUAGAAUUUCGACAGUUGCUUAAAAUUUUAUACACUUCAUACGUAGAACUUUAGUUGUUAAAAGAUCAACAAAUUUUAUUGUGUGUCUUUGGUUGAUUCAAUAUAUUUUAUAUAAUUUUUCAAUAUGCGGAAAUUUAUUCUUAUUAGAACUUAUAGAGAAGAAGAUAAACCGAUUUGCAAAGAAUUACUUAAAACUAGUGUAAUGUAUUCGCUAAAUCAUACAUAUAUUGGAUUUUUAUUAGGACAAAAUAUUAUGCGUAUAGUAAUUUUUGCAGCUAUAGUGUUAAUGGUAAUACUCAUACAUAUAGGAAUACCUGUGGGUUAUUCUAUUAUGGUUAUAUUUAUGCCAGCAAUUGUAUUAUACCUUUCAUUAUAUGCAACGUUUUUAUAUGAAGCCAAAAUUGCUGGAAAUGAAGCAUCUGAGAUUCCACGGAUUUACACGCCAGAUAAUUCUUCCU